AUGGCCGCUACGCCAUUCCAGGUGGAAGCCUGGACGGAGUAUGCCAUCGGCAUGCUCAUCCUCCUCGGCCGAAUUGCUUACCGGAUACACGUCGUGGGUUGGAACUGGCACGGUGACGACUUCUUUGCCAUAGCAGCUGUUUUCUUUUUAACGGGAGAAACAGCCAUGCUGGAAAUGAUAGGUCAAUGGGGUUCCAUUGUUGGCAUGACCGACAGCAUUGCACUCACGCUCACGGACGAGGAAAAACAUCGCAUCGUAAAGGGUGCCAAGGCAGACAUCGCCGGGUGGUGUCUCUACAUCACCCUCAUCUGGUGCCUCAAAGCAUGCAUGUUGUUCUUUUACCGCAGGCUUACAUUGGACACCCGACAGAGACGGCUCGUAACUGUGGCUGCGAUAGCCUGCGUUUGUUCAUACAUUGCAACAAUUGGGGUAGUUUUGUUACGGUGCCUACCAUUUCACAAGAAUUGGCAAAUCUACCCUUAUCCCGGAGAUAACUGCAGCAGCCCAAAUCAAAUAUUCCUCACAUUGGUAAUCACCAACGUCUCCACCGAUCUUCUUAUCCUCUACAUUCCACUUCCACUGUUAUGGGUUGUGCAGCUACCAUGGUCCAAGAAAUGCGUAUAUGGGCUGUGGCUCACGACCGGUAUUUUCGUAAUUGUUGCAAGCCUUCUGAGAUGCAUCUUGUCCAUCAAGGAUGCAAGUGAGGUUGACGUUUCCACCAUCUGGGCAAUUCGGGAAACAUUCGUUGGCAUUAUAUCCGUAAAUGCACCAGUCCUCGGCCCAUGGAUUAUCAAGAAAUGCACCUUCAUCGCCCAAAGCGUCUCAUCCAAGGAUCGGUCAAGGAGCGAUGGGCAAAACAGGGGAAUCUCCAUCGUGACCAUCGGUCGGCAAAGCUACCGACUCGACAGACUCAAGCGAGAUGGCAUGAAGCACAACCCCCCAGGCUGGACAACGAUCAACGACAGCGAAGAAUACAUCAUGGAGGAUCAAUUGCACGAUGGCAGCAACAACACGACCGCAUCGAAUCAAGCUGCGUCUUCAAAGGUUUGA
Molecule: messenger RNA, 1050 nt
Organism: Pochonia chlamydosporia 170
Lineage: Eukaryota; Fungi; Ascomycota; Sordariomycetes; Hypocreales; Clavicipitaceae
Product: srpk protein
Exons: 8
Coding region: 1-1050 (349 amino acids)
Source: RefSeq, a predicted model, not a curated record